Messenger RNA from Debaryomyces fabryi, 339 nucleotides. RefSeq names its product Ofr1p (gene OFR1). Bases 1 to 339 code for a protein of 112 amino acids. The record is from RefSeq and is a predicted model, not a curated record. NCBI's taxonomy places the organism in Eukaryota, Fungi, Ascomycota, Pichiomycetes, Serinales, Debaryomycetaceae. The transcript has a single exon.
AUGUCAAUCGAAUGGAAUGUUAUAAUCUAUGAUAAGCCAGGUACUGACAGAACCGCUGUCAGACCUACACAUGUUGCAAACAUUCCAGAAUCAGUGAACAAAGGAAUUGUAACUUCUGUGGGGGCAAUUUACCAAGACGUUGAAAAGACUAAAUUUGCUGGGAGUGCAUUCCAUAUUAUAGCCAAUUCUAAAGAUGAGAUCAUUGAGUUCUUAAAGAAGGACAUAUACUACGAAAAAGGUAUUUGGGAUAUAGAUUCCGUCAUUGCCCAUCCAAUUGGCGUGGCAUGCAGAUUACCUAAAAAAAUGAACGGUGUUACUGUUGACUUCGCCAAUUUAUAA